Molecule: messenger RNA, 4479 nt
Organism: Etheostoma cragini (Arkansas darter)
Lineage: Eukaryota; Metazoa; Chordata; Actinopteri; Perciformes; Percidae
Product: ephrin type-A receptor 7-like
Exons: 18
Coding region: 145-3207 (1020 amino acids)
Biological process (GO): protein phosphorylation; cell surface receptor protein tyrosine kinase signaling pathway; axon guidance
Cellular component (GO): plasma membrane; neuron projection
Molecular function (GO): protein binding; transmembrane-ephrin receptor activity; ATP binding
Source: RefSeq, a predicted model, not a curated record
AAAUAGGCCGUGUGGCGCCCGAGAACCUGCACUAUUUGCCCAGACGGCGUCCGCUCCACUCAAACACAGUGCGUCUCUGCUGCGGUGCGUUGCGCGCAGGCUGGAGAGAGAUGACAAGAGUCCCGCGGAACUGGCCAGAUAAACAUGGAUCUCCGUAAAACGCUGAUUUCGUUGCUUUGGAUAUUAUUGCUGAAUCUAGAAGAAGACUGUCACGCCGAGGAAGUGGUGCUGCUGAAUUCUAAAGAGACUCAGGCAGAGCUGGGAUGGACAUCUUAUCCCCCCAAUGGAUGGGAGGAGAUAAGUGGUGUAGAUGAGAAGUACAAGCCUAUCCGGACGUACCAGGUGUGCAACGUAAUGGAGCCCACGCAGCAGAACAACUGGCUGCAGACAGGCUGGGUGGCGCGCCGAGGUGGCCAGCGCAUUUUUGUGGAGCUCCAGUUCACGCUGCGCGACUGCAACAGCAUCCCCGGUGUGGCGGGCACGUGCAAGGAGACCUUCAACCUCCUCUACGUUGAGUCGGACAGGGACCUCGGGGGUGUGACACGAGAGGACCGCUACACCAAGAUUGACACCAUUGCUGCAGAUGAGAGCUUCACACAGGGUGACCUGGGUGAAAGAAAGAUGAAACUGAACACAGAGGUGCGUGAGAUUGGCCACCUCAACCGCAAGGGCUUCCACCUGGCUUUCCAGGACGUCGGCGCCUGCGUGGCCCUAGUGGCCGUGCGAGUGUACUACAAACGCUGCCUUGCAACUGUGCAGAACCUGGCAGUGUUCUCCGACACAGUAGCUGAGGCGGCCUUCGCCACGCUGGUAGAGGUGCGUGGCACCUGCGUCAACAAUUCUGAGGUUGACGCUGACAGCCCUCCCCGGAUGCAUUGCAGCGCCGAGGGAGAAUGGCUGGUACCCAUUGGGAAGUGCAGCUGCAGCGCCGGUUACGAGGAGGGACACAGCAGCUGUGAAGCUUGUCCCCGUGGCUCCUAUAAGAUGUCCUCUAGGCAGCAGGAGUGUUUUCCCUGCCCAGCCAACAGUGUUGCAGAGGAGGAAGGAUCUGUGGCGUGUGUUUGUGAGGAGGACCACUUCAGAACCCCCCUGGACACACCCUCAGCACCAUGCACAAGGCCCCCAUCCCCGCCCAGAGACUUGGUCUACACCCUGAAGCAGUCCACACUGAUCUUGGAGUGGGCCGCACCAUCCGACACAGGAGGCAGGGUGGAUCUGACCUACAGUGUAGGGUGCCGGAGGUGCGUUGGGAGGCAGUGCGAGCCAUGCGGGGCGAGUGUUGGCUUUGUGCCUCAGCAGGUUGGCCUGACAGAAAGAACGGUGACUGUGGUCAAUCUUCUGCCCAACACCAACUACACGUUCACCAUCGAAGCCUUGAACGGAGUGUCAGAGCUGCUGCCCAACAAGAGAUUCUACACCCAGGUCAACGUGUCCACAAGCUUACCUGCACAAUCUCUGAUCAGUGACCUGCGAGCAGAGAAGAUCGAGCAGAAGGGUAUAACCUUGGUGUGGAGGGAGCCUUCUUACCCAAACAGCAGCCGCACUGAAUAUGAGGUCAAAUACUAUGAGAAGGAACAAAAGGAUCAGAGUUAUUCUACUGUGAAGACCGCCGCCACACGGAUCAGUGUCAACAACCUCAAACCUGGCACCACAUAUGUCUUCCUCAUCCGCCCUUUCUCUACACCGGCCCCCUCCUCAUCCCUGUCCUCCUCCCCUCUGUCAUCAUCCUCUGCCUCCUCAUCCUCCUCUGCUUCUUCCUCUUCUUCAUCGUCGUCCUCUCCACCUCCCAUCGACUACGGAGCGUACAGCACUCCCCUGGAGCUACAGACACUUGGCGAGUUGGCACUGGCGUCCAGUGAACAGAGUCCAGUGGUGAUAUUUGUUGUUGUGUCCGUGGCCGCCUUGAUCAUGCUGCUCUCCAUGGGAGUUGGCCUGCUCAUCUGGAGAAGACAAUGCGGCUACAGCAAAGCUUCUCAAGAGGGAGACGAGGAACUUUACUUCCAAUUUAAGAUCCCAACGCGUAGGACCUACAUUGACCCCGAGACCUGCGAGGACCUGCUGCAGGCCGUGCAUGCAUUUGCCAAGGAGCUGGACAACUCAAGCAUCAAGAUAGAAAGAAUUGUGCACACAGGCGACUUUGGGGAGGUGUGUCGGGGCUGCCUUAAACUGCCCAGUAAGAGAGAGCUGCCGGUGGCCAUAAAGACGUUAAGGGCCGGCUGCUCUGACAAACAGCGCCGCUCGUUUCACAGUGAGGCCGGCAUCCUGGGGCAGUUUGACCAUGCCAACAUCAUCCGACUGGAGGGCGUCAUCACAACGGGUAACACCAUGAUGAUUAUAGUGGAGAGCAUGUCUAACGGAGCCUUAGAUUCCUUCCUUAGGAAACAUGAAGGUCAGUUGAGUGUAAUGCAGUUGAUGGAUAUGCUGACUGGUGUGGCAUCGGGGAUGAAGUAUCUCACUGAAAUGGGCUUCAUCCACAAACGGCUGGCCGCACACAAGGUGCUGGUUAACGCCAACCUGGGCUGCAAGAUAUCCGGCUUCAGACCUCUUCAAGAAGACAAGAUAGAGGCCAUCUACACCACACUGCAUGGAGGGAAGAGUGUGGUGCUGUGGACCGCUCCAGAGGCCAUCCAGUACCAUCGUUUCUCCUCGGCCUCAGAUGUUUGGAGCUUCGGCAUUGUCAUGUGGGAGGUCAUGUCCUAUGGAGAGAGACCCUACUGGGAUAUGGGCAACCAGGAUGUGAUCAAGGCCAUUGAGGAUGGUUUCAGGCUGCCGGCUCCAGUUAACUGCCCUCCACAUCUCCAUCAGCUGAUGCUGGACUGUUGGCAGAAGGAGAGGACAGAGAGGCCCAACUUCAGCCAGAUCCACUCAGCCCUCAGCAAGAGCAUUCGCUCCCCUGAUGGUAUUGGUUCCUCCACAUUGGCACGCAGAACCCUGAGUUCAUCCAUUACGCUAGCAGAGAGACCGUUGCCCUCCUUCCCAUCCUUUAACUCGGUGGGAGAGUGGCUGGACGCAGUGGACAUGGGCCGAUACAAGGACAACUUCACAGCUGCAGGAUACUGCUACUUGGAGUCUGUUGCGCGAAUGACUGUACAAGAUGUACUGAGCCUUGGCAUCACUUCCCUUGAGCACCAGAAGCUGAUACUGGCUGCAAUCCAGACCCUCAGAGCCCAGGUCAUCCAAAUGCACGGCCGCGGUGUGCAGGUCUAAAAAACAGUUGACGCGCCUACACUCACAGUGCUGCUGCAGACCCACAUGUGCAGAUGGAUGAUGAGGUGGAGAAAAGGAGAGAGAGAGAGCUCUUCCAAACUGAAGGAAAGAUAAACAUAUCUUUCAGCUAACUGCACUCUAUCUACUCCACCUUCCCACACAUCCUCAUGCCUUCUUCGACUCCUUCCUUCCUUUUUUCUAUGAAUCCCCUCAGAGACGAGCACGGUUCCUGUCGCAAUUGGGGGAUUGCAGAGGAGUGAUUUCACCUGACUUUUUUUGUGACCUUAAUCUGCACUUCAAUAACGGUGUCCGCUCCAUCUCACUGGUUCUGGAUCAGUGCGUAAAUGACAAAGAAAAUAUUGUCUCUUGCAGGACAGGCUCUGUCUGAAGCUGACCUAUAAGCUGCAGGAGGAGGCACAGAUGUACUACGCUGCAAACACACUGGUUACGAACUAGUGCUCAAAACAACAUUCACAUUUUGGGUGGAAUUUCCCUUUACCACAACAUUGAUUCACUCAGAACAAUAUGUCGUCAAAGCCAGGGAGUAUUUUACUGACCUUGGAUCAAAUUCCUUUCCCCCCCAGAACUGGCACCGCUUAUUUUACAAACAGAAACUGAUCUACUACGCCGAUGAAAGAUCAUAUCAUUGUACGUCAGAGCUGAUUUCUGAAGACGGCUGCAGUAGAUUAAGAAGAUUGUGCUGUCCCAUGUCAAGUGUCUAGUAAAUGUGAGGUUAGAAGAGUUUGUUGAGGCCUCAAAAGAGGCUAAACAAACACAACUGACAGUAUAGAACAGUAUAUAAAGUGUGCUGAUGGAAAAACACAGCUACAGUAGGUUAUGGUUGAUGAUUGAGGAACUUCAACCUGUUUCUUUUCUUUCGGGCUACUGAUGGUUAAACAAAAGCUGCAGGAUACUAAAGAUACAAUUGUAAAGGGAGAAAACGUGUUUGAUUGUUCAUGAAUUUCUUGUAUGUUGCUGUCUAUUUCUCUACUAUCAAUCAUAGUUUCUUUGUCUUAUCUGUCUUUUCUCUUUUUAUUUUUGCAUUUAGAAACAUUGAUUGUUCCCCUUUGCCCUGCUCACUGGCAUCUCAGUAACAGAAUCCUCCUCUCUAAAGCCUCUCUCACCACCAUGUUUACUACUCUGCAUAGAGCAUGGGUCAACUCUGGAAGAUGGCCCGUUUCGGAUAUUUAUCCAUAUUUAUUUAUGUUUAUAGACUGUAACACUGCCUCCGCAGAAAAGAGGUUAGGAUGAUUUAUUUAACUUAUAGUAUUU